AGCCCCCGCCACCGGAUUUGGGGUGAUGAGAUUUCGCUUCAUCUAUCUGCACGGGCCUCGUGAGCCGUACACCGCAGACCGUCACUUUAAUUGCUUCUUUGUCCGUACAUGCCCCGUGAUAAACAAACCAUUCCCCGCAAGAAACAGCAAACAGGCACAGCCCUCCCCUCCUCCACUCCUCGCCCUCUCUCUCUCUCUCUCUCUCAUCCCGUCCCGAGAAGCGGACAAAGCGCGGCGCUGCAGAUUUCGAUCCGGUUCCCAAUGCCUCCCAUGCUCGCCGUCGCCCCGUGCUAGCUCCUCUCCCGUCUCCGCUUCCUCCACCUGCCGCGCCAGCGCCACGCCGCCUGGAUCCGGCGAGCGCGUGGCCGGGAGCCUCAGAUCCGAGCGAAACCCAGCCUUCCCGUGGUGACGGCCUUCGCUCUAGCUCCAGAUUGGCUGGCGGCUGCCAUUCCUCCUCCUCCUCUUCUCGCUCGAGGUUUCAAGGCGGGUCCGUUCAGCUCUGGUGGGUUUUCGGGUUUGCUCAUACUUUUUCUUCGGUUGGUUUGCUUCAGCGUGGUCCAGAUUUAGCUGCAUUUUCUCGGGCUGUGUUUUUUCUGUGCCAGAAAUCUACGGAGGAGUCUUGCCGCCGCUUUAAACGUAGAGGUAGAGCUGUAGUAUAUAUUUUGGCGAGUAAUCCUGCUUCUUGCUCCGUUCCCGUGCUAGUGCUGGCGUGACAGUGGAAAGGCUUACUGUUGCCAUGGUAUUGGUGUGACGAACCCGUCAAGGUUUUGCGCAAGAUGUGGAAGCAGCUCCUCAGCAAGCUGCCCCGGAAGUCGCCGGCCUGCGGGGAUUCGGGCCAGUGCAGCAAUGGCACCGGUAUACAGCGCACGAGCAGCUGCGGGAGCAUCCCGCCCGGCCGCCCGGCCUCCGCCAUCCGGCGCAUGUCAUCCGCCGUCUUCCCCUCGAGUGUCGUGGCCGGUAUCGAGCCGCUGGUCUCGUUCAAGGAUGUCCCCAACUCGGAGAAGCAGAACCUGUUCGUCAGCAAGCUGAGCCUGUGCUGCGUCGUCUUCGAUUUCUCGGACCCGAACAAGAGCUCAGUGGAGAAGGAUAUCAAGAGGCAGGCAUUGCUGGAUCUUAUAGAGUUUGUCGAGUCGACCAACGCUCGCUUCUCGGAGGCAGCCAUCGCGGCCUGCUCUAGGAUGUGUGCCAUCAACCUGUUCCGGGCGUUCCCUCCGAGUUGCAGAUCUGGCUCAUCAGGUGGUGGUGAGGGCGACGAGGAAGAGCCAAUGUUCGACCCCGCGUGGUGCCACCUGCAGCUUGUUUAUGAGCUGCUGCUGAAAUUUAUCGGAUCCUCGUCCUUGGACGCGAAGGUAGGGAAGAAGCACUUUGAUCACUCAUUCAUCGUGAAGCUCCUUAAUCUUCUUGACUCCGAGGAUCCAAGAGAGAGGGAUUGCUUGAAAACUAUUCUGCACAGGGUAUAUGGGAAGUUCAUGGUACACCGUCCUUUCAUCCGCAAAGCAGUGAGCAACAUAUUUUACCAGUUUGUCUUUGAGACUGAUCGGCACAAUGGGAUCGCGGAGCUGCUGGAGGUCUUUGGCAGUGUCAUUAGUGGGUUUGCAUUGCCUCUGAAAGAAGAACACAAGAUCUUUCUUUGGAGAGUUCUGAUUCCUUUACACAAACCAAAAUCUGUUGGUGUGUAUCUUCAGCAGUUGACCUACUGUGUAACACAGUUUCUGGAAAAGGACCCAAAGCUUGCAAGCUCAGUGAUAAUUGGUUUGUUAAGAUAUUGGCCGAUAACAAACUGUCAGAAGGAAGUGAUGUUUCUCAGUGAGAUUGAAGAGAUCUUGGAGUCUACCAGCCAAGCAGAAUUUCAGAAAUGUAUGGUACCGUUGUUUCGGCGAAUUGCUCAUUGUAUUACCAGUUCCCACUUCCAGGUUGCUGAAAGAGCGCUCUUCGUAUGGAACAAUGAUCACAUUAUCAGCUUGAUUGCACAAAACCGCCAAGUGAUCAUGCCUCUUGUCAUUCCAGCGCUAGAGCAAAACAUUCAGAAUCACUGGAACCAGGCGGUCCUGAAUCUGACCGUGAAUGUCAAGAAAAUGUUAUCUGAGAUGGACGACGAUCUCUUCUCGUCAUGCCUGGCGAAGUACAAGGACGAAGAAGAAAAACGCGUGUCGCUAGAAGCGAAGCGUAGACUUACGUGGGAGAAGCUCGAGUCAGCUGCAGCUUUCCAGCCAGUGACUGGCCAUACAGCCGUCCUAGUAGGCCACCGGCCGUCAGCAAAUCUGAUCGCCACCAUGAUCUAGCUCAUGCAUGUAUGCCGAACAAGCGAAUGUGGUGCUCUCCCCCCCUUUUGGUGAGGCGCAGCAAGUGUAGUGUUCUCUAUUUUGCUCCUGCUUAUUAUUAUUUUCCUUUUGCUGGUAUGGGUAAUCAGUGUAGUAGUAAGUUGUAACUAUUUCCGGAUGUUUAUGUUCUUAAGGCAAGGAUACCUGUAACUUAAGACUGCCGAGUGCUGACACUCUACAUGUAUCUUUGCCUGUUUAUGGAUGAACAGGUGUCCUACAGUUUAAUUUCA
Molecule: messenger RNA, 2551 nt
Organism: Zea mays
Lineage: Eukaryota; Viridiplantae; Streptophyta; Magnoliopsida; Poales; Poaceae
Product: Serine/threonine protein phosphatase 2A 57 kDa regulatory subunit B'
Exons: 2
Coding region: 777-2282 (501 amino acids)
Biological process (GO): signal transduction
Cellular component (GO): protein phosphatase type 2A complex
Molecular function (GO): protein phosphatase regulator activity
Source: RefSeq, a predicted model, not a curated record